Closterium sp. NIES-67 is the source of this 704-nucleotide messenger RNA. Lineage: Eukaryota; Viridiplantae; Streptophyta; Zygnematophyceae; Desmidiales; Closteriaceae. The record is from the annotation of a GenBank genome assembly.
GCCUUUUGCACCCACCCCCGCAAAACUACAGGUCUUCAGUCCCUGCUUAACGCGACCAUUGCGUCGCGCCCUAGUUUAUCCCAACCGCAUUUGCUCUCAUCUGAGCCCGUUAAGUCUAGCUCAACGCCUAGGUUUCAUCUCGGGAUCGCAUAGAUCUGAGCUUCCUCUGCAAUUGUGACGCGUGAUGCAGGUCCCGUUUUCAAUUGCCGUCCGGAAUUAAGGUCUCGUCCCACUGCGUAAAGCCAUGUCAAUGCGAGACACUCCCGCCACGUCGGCAUGGACGGUCGACGCACUGAUGGCUCAAGCUGACAGUUAUGUUGCGACCAAGGAGUAUGCGAGAUCCACAUUAGAGGAGAUAAUAGACGAGGAGGCUUAUGUUGCAGCUCGUGCCCGUAUAUCAAGAGCUGUCUGUGGGUCAGGGGAAUCAGGAGGAGAAAUGAAAGGAGUCCAGGGAACAGGAGGAGAAGGGAGAGCAGGAGGAAGUGGAGGGACUAGUACGGUGGAGUUGAAUGGAGUGAACAAGCAAUGAGCCCUGAUGCCGAUGGUGUAGCGGAAUUCGAUACUGUACAUAGAAUGGAGGUCCUGUACAACCGUUGCGAUGUUGUUAUGACAAACGAGUUUGGUGAUUGCAGUAGUCUUGGCCAUUGUGAUAAUGAGUCUUAUGUGCCAGUGGAAAUUGGGACUCCAGCAUGAUGUUAGGCGUU